This is a messenger RNA of Raphanus sativus (radish), 663 nucleotides long. Its product is annotated as pathogenesis-related protein 1. The transcript has a single exon. Lineage: Eukaryota; Viridiplantae; Streptophyta; Magnoliopsida; Brassicales; Brassicaceae. The record is from RefSeq and is a predicted model, not a curated record. Bases 55 to 537 code for a protein of 160 amino acids. Gene Ontology annotation, cellular component: extracellular region.
GAAAUCAGAACACAAAAUAUAAAGCUUGGAAAUAGCCACUAUAAACUAAGGAAAAUGAAAACUAACUGUUCUCGACUUCUUUCAAUUUUGGCAGCCCUUGUAGGAGCUCUUGUUCUUCCCUCGAAAGCUCAAGACAGUCCACAAGACUAUGUAAGUGCUCACAACCAAGCACGACAGGCAGUAAGCGUAGGUCCCGUACAGUGGGACGCUAGGCUUGCAGCCUACGCUCAAAGCUACGCCGACCGACUAAGAGUCGACUGCAGACUCGUACACUCCGGUGGGCCUUACGGAGAGAACUUGGCCAUGGGUAGCGGCGACCUUUCUGGCGUCAGAGCCGUGAACCUUUGGGUUAGCGAGAAGGCUAACUAUUACUACCCUACGAACACGUGCAAUGGAGUUUGCGGUCACUAUACUCAGGUCGUUUGGAGAAAGUCUGUGAGAAUUGGAUGUGGCAAAGCAAGGUGUAACAAUGGUGGAACCAUCAUCUCUUGCAACUAUGAUCCUCGUGGCAACUAUGUGAACGAGAAGCCUUACUAAUGAGUUAAUUAUGCAACGACACAUAAAGCACCUGCAUAUAGAACGUGUUUACAUAUAUUUCAAUAAAGAACAUCGUAUGCAGGAUGUGUAUCAAUAUUUAAAAAAUAAAAUGAAUGUUUACUAGUA